AUGGCUCCCGGCUCCGGCCUCCCUGCCUCUCCCGCUGAGUGCAGGCGGAGAGCACGGGAGGCGCCCGAGGGCAGGGUCUGGGGCUGCGCGAUGCCGGGCACAGUGCUCCUGCUGCUUGCCUACCUGACUUACCUGGCACUGGGCAGCGGCGUGUUCUGGCUGCUGGAGAGCCCCACGGCGCACGAUUCCAGCAAGAGAUUCCAGCAAGACAAGUGGGCACUGCUGCGGAACUUCACCUGUCUGGAUGACCCGGCGCUGGACUCGCUGAUCCGGGGCAUCAUCCGAGCCUACCAAAAUGGGGACAUCGUCCUUGACAACACCACCAGCAUGGGGCGCUGGGAGUUUGUGGGCUCCUUCUUUUUCUCCGUGUCCACCAUCACCACCAUCGGCUAUGGCAACCUGAGCCCCCGCACGAUGGGCGCCCGCCUCUUCUGCAUCUUCUUUGCUCUCGUGGGGAUUCCGCUCAACCUCGUGGUGCUCAACCGACUGGGGUAUCUCAUGCAGCAGGGGGUGCACAGCUGCACCCGCAAGCUGGGGGUCACCUGGAAGGACCCGGCCAAGGCCCAGUGGCUGGUGGGCUCCAGCGCCCUCCUGUCCGGCCUCCUGCUUUUCCUGCUGCUGCCCCCGCUGCUUUUCUCCCACAUGGAGGGCUGGAGCUACGUGGAGGGCUUCUACUUCUCCUUCAUCACCCUCAGCACCGUGGGCUUCGGCGACUACGUGAUCGGGAUGAACCCCUCCCGGAAUUACCCUCUGUGGUACAAGAACACAGUGUCUCUGUGGAUCCUCUUUGGGAUGGCAUGGCUGGCCUUGAUCAUCAAACUGAUCCUCUCCCUGCUGGAGGCUCCACGAGGAACGUAUCCCUGCUACUGCCACAGCUCUAAGGGGAGCUUCAAGCCCCAAAGCUGGAGGCAGGGCCUGGAUGGGGAGGCAGAGACCCACUCCCCACAGCCAGGCUGCUAUCUGGAGGGACCUGUAAUCAUGAAUCGCCCAGAACCCUCUGUUCAAGUCUCAUGCUGUGAAAAGGACAGCUAG
This is a messenger RNA of Mesoplodon densirostris (Blainville's beaked whale), 1032 nucleotides long. RefSeq names its product potassium two pore domain channel subfamily K member 17 (gene KCNK17). The record is from RefSeq and is a predicted model, not a curated record. Bases 1 to 1032 code for a protein of 343 amino acids. Gene Ontology annotation, molecular function: potassium ion leak channel activity. Gene Ontology annotation, biological process: potassium ion transmembrane transport; stabilization of membrane potential. The transcript has 5 exons. Gene Ontology annotation, cellular component: membrane. NCBI's taxonomy places the organism in Eukaryota, Metazoa, Chordata, Mammalia, Artiodactyla, Ziphiidae.